CGCUACCGGAUGCCGCCUGUCGUACCGUCGGCUCACGGAGCAAAUCGCCGGUACCACGGACUUUCAACAACCCAAACUCAACUCCGAGGCUCUGAGGUCCACUUCGCCAUUUACAGCCGCUGGAUUGACUGGCUACGCAUGGAGGAACAGCGGUUCGGGUACACUUCAAAGCCGUUCCAGACAACUUCCAGACAACCCCCCGAGGACGUGAUGGGGGCGGAACACGGUUCGGAGGUCGGCGAGUUGCGGUACAUGUUUGAGGACAACUAAAAAGAACCCAAUGCCGGGCAGUCAGUAUAACAAGGAAGAACUCACUACGGCGCGCACUGGCCUGGGCAUCUCAAUUUGCGGUAAAAAGACGUGAUUUCUAAAGAACGACUAGAAAAGAAGGCAAAGAGCGACGCCGACCUCUGGUCCUGUCAACACAGGACAGACCAGAGGGCAAUCUGGGAACUUUCGGGGUUGAGAUGCGAGAAAUGAAUGUGAUCCUGAGGAAAGCGACAAAGAAUAGUCUCGUCAUUCUCCACGAGCUCGGCCGUGGGACCUCGCAUAAAUAUGACCUGGCAAUCGCCCUUUCCGUGUCGGAGAGCCUGAUCGACAUUGGCUGUCGCGUGUGGAGGGCUAGCUGCCCACCUUAGACUAUAUGAGGCGGGUAGGCCAAUAAAAAAAGAGUAGAAAUUGUACAAGAUGACAUUGGGUACGGGUGUGAAUAAGCCCAUAUUUCUCAGGAGUUUGUUGCCUGUAUAAUAGCCGCAGCCGUAACGUGGUAAAU
Molecule: messenger RNA, 772 nt
Organism: Lasiosphaeria miniovina
Lineage: Eukaryota; Fungi; Ascomycota; Sordariomycetes; Sordariales; Lasiosphaeriaceae
Exons: 2
Coding region: 468-638 (56 amino acids)
Biological process (GO): mismatch repair
Molecular function (GO): ATP binding; mismatched DNA binding; ATP-dependent DNA damage sensor activity
Source: RefSeq, a predicted model, not a curated record